This is a messenger RNA of Myxocyprinus asiaticus (Chinese sucker), 3151 nucleotides long. RefSeq lists its product as uncharacterized. Bases 70 to 2793 code for a protein of 907 amino acids. The record is from RefSeq and is a predicted model, not a curated record. Gene Ontology annotation, cellular component: nucleus. Lineage: Eukaryota; Metazoa; Chordata; Actinopteri; Cypriniformes; Catostomidae. Gene Ontology annotation, molecular function: RNA binding. The transcript is spliced from 23 exons. Gene Ontology annotation, biological process: RNA processing.
CUAUUUCCAUUUCUAGUGAGUUCAAAAUGGCGGAUUAACAACAAACGAACGGUUUCGUUUAUUCAGCGCAUGAACUGUAGAGUUAACAUGGCAGACAAAAAAGGGAAAUCUGUGGGGGUAAAGAGGACAAUAACAAAGAGAGAGCAAGAGGAAAUCAAGAAAAAGGAGGAGGAGAAAGCUGCUGAAGUUUUUGAAGAAUUUUUAGCUUCAUUUGACACUAAUGACAAGAGUGGCGUGAAGACAUUUGUACGAGGUGGCAUCGUAAAUGCAACUAAAGAGGAAGAAGCUGCGGAAGUGAAAAAGAACAAACUCUACAGACCUGCCACUAAAUUUACUUCUCCAUCACAGAAUGCCUCACCUACCCAGCCUGAAGUUAAAAAAACUGCUGUUAAAAAGAAAGCAGAUGAGAAGAAGAAGAGUAAUCUGGAGCUUUUUAAAGAGGAAUUAAAACAAAUACAGGAAGAAAGGGAGGAGAGGUACAAAAGGAAGAAAGGUGACUCUGGAGGAGUGUACCCUGAUGUGGAUUUACCUCUGACACGACGAUCAAGUAAGUCUGACAAACACACACUACAGACAAUUCACUAUGAAGACCCACUGGAAGCUAAAAUAACUUCAUAUAUUGUGUUUGUAGUAUUUGAUGAUGAUCCUGCCGUGCCAAAUACAACAAACCUGUACAUUGGCUGCAUCAACCCCAAGAUGACAGAAGAGAUGCUUUGUAAGGAGUUUGGGAAAUAUGGUCCUCUGGCCAGUGUUAAGAUCAUGUGGCCUCGCACGGAAGAGGAGAGAACAAGAGUCACCAACCGCGGUUUUGUUGCUUUCAUGACACGAAAAGAUGCGGAGCGUGCUCUGGCUGCGCUGGACGGAAAAACCAUCAUGGGUUUUGAAAUGAAGCUGGGUUGGGGGAAGGCAGUACGUAUUCCUCCACAACCUCUUUACACCCCCAUUGGGGUGCUAAAGACCACUGCCCCUCCUCCACCCUCUGGACUGCCAUUCAACGCCCAACCCAGAGACCGCUUCAGAAACGAUUUUACCAAAUCACGCAACCGCUCAGAGGAUGACUUUCACAAGACUCUGUCCGAGGCCGUAGUGACAGUGGUAAUCCCCCCAGAAAGGAACCUGCUGGGCUUGAUACACAGAAUGAUUGAGUUUGUGGUGAGAGAGGGACCCAUGUUUGAGGCCAUCAUCAUGAGCCGGGAAAAAAACAACCCUGAAUUCAGGUUUUUGUUUGAUAAUAAGAGUCAUGAGCAUGUGUACUACAGAUGGAAGCUCUACUCCAUUCUACAGGGAGAGAACCCAAAUAAUUGGAGGACCUCCACUUUCAGAAUGUUUCGGAACGGGUCCCUGUGGAAGCCUCCACUCCUCAACCCGUAUCUCCAUGGUGAUGAAGAAGCAGAAGAAAUCUCCUUCCCUUCUCAAGAGGAAGAGCAAAAGAAAGGGCACAUGAAGACAGAACACAGAGAGAGAUUAGAGGCCCUGCUGAGAGGGCUGACACCCCGCAGAGAUGAGAUUGGAGAUGCAAUGCUCUUCUGUUUAGAGAGAGCAGAGGCUGCUGAGGAGGUUGUCUCCUGCAUUACCGAAUCGCUGUCUAUACCACACACACCACUGCAGAAGAAGAUUGCCAGACUUUACCUGAUAUCUGACAUCCUCUACAACUCCUGUGCCAAAGUUGCCAAUGCUUCAUAUUACCGCAAAUUUUUUGAGACAAAGCUGCCUCAGAUAUUUGGUGACAUCAGUGAAGCGUAUCGGAACAUCCAGGCCAGACUCCAGGCAGAGCAGUUUAAGCAAAGGAUCAUGGGAUGUUUUCGUGCGUGGGAAGACUGGGCAGUUUAUCCAGACUCCUUUCUGAUUCAGCUGCAGAAUAUAUUCCUGGGGAUCAUUAAACCUGGAGAGGAAGUGAUUGAAAGGGUAGAGCCUGAAUCUCCAGAUCUGGAUGGUGCACCACUGGAUGGUAUUUCUCUAGACAGAAGUGAAAUUGAUGGUGCACCCCUUGAUGACCUUGAUGGGUCACCUAUGACCUGGGACCCAUCCUCUAUUGAUGGUGAACCAGUUGACGACAUUGACGGUGUUCCCCUGGGAAACACAGUAGAUGAUAUUGAUGGUGUGCCAUUGGAUGAGGGCUUAGAUAAGGCUUUACCCAGUAUCGCAUUGUCCAAAUGGGAGAAGGUGGAGGAUUCAGAAUCCUCAGCAAAGAAUGAUUCAGACUCUGAGGUGAAUUCAAGUGGCCUAAAGGAAAACAAUGGUGACUCUGAUAUCAGCAGUGAUGAUGCUGACAGCCCCAGCAGGUACGAGGGGGCAGAGUUUAAGAGUACUCUGAAAAACUUUGAGCUGUCUGAAAGUAAAAGGACGCGCCUCAGAGAACUGGAGGUGAAGGUGAUGAAAUUUCAGGAUGAACUAGAGUCGGGUAAGAGACUGAGGAAGUCCAGUAUCACUCUCCAACAGCAAGUUCAGCAUUACAGAAACAGACUGCUGCAGAAGGAGUUUGACAAGGACGACCAAGAAAAGGGAGACAAAUGGUCACAGAAACAAAAAGAGAGGUCCAAAAAAGAAGAGCGGAGAGACAAAGUGGAGGACAAGAGUAAAACACGGGAUAAGGAGAAAAGUAGAAAAAGUGAGGACAGAGAGAGGAGUAAAGGACGGAGUCGAGACAAAGAAGAGAGGAGAGAGAGAACAAGAUCCCGAUCACCACGGAAGUCGAAACGCUCUCGAUCACCAUCACCGCAGCACAAAUCCUGGAGGUCUUUGUCCCGAUCACCACAUCGCUCCCAUAAAAAGGCCAAGAAGAGUAAACACUGAAAUCUGACCCUUUAAAUCCUGUGAUCUUCUCAUAAUGCAGCCUGAUGGAGCUCAAGGACUGCUCUUGGUGUGCACAUAAAUGUGUUUUUAUUCCACAGUGAUUUGAGGAAGAACUGGGCAAUCCACAGCUGUUCAUCUGUUUCCAGAACGGUCCUCAUGUGGCUGCUGCAAUCACAACCCUGGGCUUGGCUGAGUUUUUCCUAAGAUGAAGCGUGGGCUAUACUUGUACAUAUCUUAUUUUUGUUUUGUAAACUUUUAUUUUCUUCCUGUUUUGUUUUAAAUCCAGUGUGUAAAAAAAUUGCUGCAAGAUUUGCCCUUCCACCACCAAACUUUACAAUAAAAACAUUGUGAAAGGACA